Nyctereutes procyonoides (raccoon dog) is the source of this 2189-nucleotide messenger RNA. RefSeq names its product solute carrier family 25 member 45 (gene SLC25A45). The coding region runs from base 94 to 1017 and encodes 307 amino acids. Gene Ontology annotation, biological process: transmembrane transport. The transcript has 6 exons. NCBI's taxonomy places the organism in Eukaryota, Metazoa, Chordata, Mammalia, Carnivora, Canidae. Gene Ontology annotation, cellular component: mitochondrion. Gene Ontology annotation, molecular function: transmembrane transporter activity. The record is from RefSeq and is a predicted model, not a curated record.
GGUUAUCAGGCAGACUGGGGGGAGGGAGAUCAGGGACCUUCCCUCUCCAGCGUCUCCUCUGCUGGAGCCACCAGCUCCAGCCCCUGCCAGACAAUGCCUGUGGAGGAGUUUGUGGCCGGCUGGAUCUCUGGAGCUCUGGGCUUGGUUCUGGGACACCCUUUUGACACUGUAAAGGUGCGGCUACAGACCCAGACCACAUACCAGGGCAUCAUUGACUGCAUGGUUAAGACUUACCGCCAUGAGUCGCUUCUGGGUUUUUUCAAGGGAAUGAGCUUCCCCAUUGCAAGCAUAGCUGUGGUCAACUCCGUCCUGUUUGGAGUCUACAGCAACACGCUGCUGGCUCUCACAGCAACCUCCCACCAGGAGCGGUGGGCCCAGCCACCCAGCUACACGCAUGUCUUCAUAGCUGGCUGCACUGGAGGGUUCGUGCAGGUGAGAGGCAGGCACGGAGGCAUGUGUACACAGGUGCUGUCAAGCACACAAACAGCUGCCUACUGCUUGGCCCCUUUUGACCUCAUCAAAGUCCGGCUACAAAACCAGAUGGAGCCAAGGGCUCGGCCGGGCAGCCCCCCACCCCGGUACCGGGGUCCUGUGCACUGUGCAGUCUCUAUCUGCCGGGAGGACGGGCCCUGGGGGCUCUUCCGCGGAGCCUGGGCCCUGACGCUGAGGGACACCCCCACACUGGGGAUCUAUUUUGUCACCUAUGAGUGGCUCUGCCGCCAGUCUACACCAGAUCGCCAGAACCCCGGUGCAGCCACAGUGCUGGUGGCAGGGGGCUUUGCAGGCAUUGCCUCCUGGGCUGUAGCCACCCCCUUGGACGUGAUCAAGUCCCGGAUGCAGAUGGGCGGGCUGAAGCACAGGGUGUACCGGGGGGUGCUGGACUGCAUGGUAAGCAGUGCCCGACAGGAAGGACUGGGGGUCUUUUUCCGGGGGCUUACAAUCAACAGUGCCCGCGCCUUUCCUGUGAACGCUGUCACCUUCCUCACCUACGAGUACCUCCUCAGCUCAUGGGGAUGAGCGUGGCCAGGUGAGGCCUGUAGCUCCCGGCCAGACCACUGCCCAGCCGCCCAGAUUGGAGGCCAAGGUGAAAGCACCAGCUUGCGAUUCCAAUUCGAGGGGCCUGGCCUUUCCUUAAGGGUAGGCAGUGGCGGGGAGCAGCAGGAGGCCCAGGGCCCUGGACUCCGGGAAGGCAAGGCUGGCUUCGGCCACCCAGCUGCACUUGCCUGGAUUCCCACGCUCCCGGAGAGCCCGUGAAGCACACUCAUUGGCCAGUGGUGCUGUUGACAUCCCAGAGACUUCACCCUCAGAGAGCUCUCAGAGCCUGCACUCCUGGGCAGCACUCCAUCCUCCCCUGCCCCCCACCUCACCUCCUUUCUAACUGCUCCACCUCACCCCCACUGGAGAGCAGCCUUCAGUCUCCUCUGGUCCAGAAUCCUUCAGCGGCUCCCUUGGCCUCUGGGGACAAGCCCCACCUCCCCCACCCCCUGGGCCCUCCCUGCCUAUUCCCCCUCUUCUUCCUGGGGGGUUUGGCAGCCCAGCCCUGCACAGGGAUUGCAAACUGGACUAUCCUUGGCCUUGGCCUGGAAGGCUUAUUCCCUCCUGGCCCGCAGGGGGCAGCGCCCACACGGUGACUCCAUCACUCUUUGGCUGAACCCGCCCCUGGGCCCAGGCUGAGCACCUCUCCUGAGUCCUUCCUGGCAAGCACAGGAGUCUCCCUUGCCCCCACUGGCUGUGGGUUUUCAUACCACCUCCACCGGGCCCCUGAUCCCUCCCACAUCUCCCACAGGCCAAGAUCGCAGCCCUCCCUGUGCUUUGCCGUGGUUGUUGGGUUGUUGAUUUGAUUCUCAACCUAACCCCGUCAUACCGAGAGCUCCUUGAGGUCAGGCGUCAGACUUACAAUGGGAUCCCCUACUCCAACCACCACACCUGUUCCCUGGGUCCUGUCUCCGCCCCCACCUUUCCACUGAGAGGUUUUGCCUGCCUGGCCCCUCUCGGAGUCAUCUCUGGUGGCGUGGUGCCAGGAGUCGGGGCCGCUUUUCCAGGGUGUCUGCCUGGCCCACUCUCAUUGAUGGUGCUUGUUUGCUUUACCCACCUCAACUGCUAAGUGGCAAUUAAAAGCUGGCCAAGAAGGUUUACUUAAUUGGCAAUAAAGAUGAGCAGAGUUUGUACCCACCAAUGUCCCGAUCUGG